GUGAGGAACUGUGACGAUCAAGGCAAGAUCCGGAAGCCCAUGAACAACUUCGUACUAAUAGUCUGUCCAAAAAAGGCAAAAAACAAGCAAACUAAAAAAACCUGAGCCCUUCUAUUGUGUUGCAAAAAAUACAGUAUGAUCUACAUGCAAGAUUAAUAAUAAAAGAAGUGUUAGAAAUUAAAUGUAUUUUGGAAAAAAGUUCUUGUAGACUCGUUAAGUAAAAAUAUUUUGCCCGAAAUCACCUAAAGUAUUUUAGGUGUUAAAAAUGAGCAGUCCCGAAAGCCAAAUGCAUUGUCAACUGGGAGCUUCUUAAAUAUUACGUUAUUGAGGGAGGCGUCGUUAAUGUUUAGGUAACAGAAAGCGCAAGACACUCAAUGCUCAACAGACGGACUUUAUGUUACGAAACGACAAACUAAAAACAAACUACAAGAAACACGGCGUCAGUUGCAGCUUUUCUUCAUUAAUUUCUCCAGGAGACGACAAAACUAUUCUUCUCCAAUAAAUCUGAAUGCUCGACAAAAAUACAGAAAGUGUAAAGCAGCUGUAAAAUGAUCCUUAUGCAGCAUCAACAGAUCUCUGCAGAACUGAAAUUUCUAAAUAAUCCAGAAUCUGCCUUCAAUAAGAAAUAGACUUGACUGGAAAAAGACCUGACCAAAACACUAAGCAAAAUCAAGUGUGGGGUUCAUGUUCAUGACUUCUGUUUGAGACGUCUCAUCAACACUUUCACAAUGAUUUCCAGUUUGAAACAUACUUUUAUUAUUACUACUGUUUUCUUCUUGAACAUUGAACUGUGUGUUUGUGCUUGUGCAUUAGUUGAAUAUGAGCUAAAAGGAGAAUGCUGCCCCAUGUGUCCACCUGGACAUCGUGUUUUUAGAAAUUGCACUAAAUUCACCAGUACAAUCUGUAUACUGUGUGCUGACUUGACUUACAUGGAUGAACCCAAUGGCCUUCCAAGCUGCAUUAGCUGUAUGGAAUGUGAUACUGGACAGGGAUUAAGAGUAAAAACUGCCUGUACACAGACUUCAGAUACAGUUUGUGAGCCGCUGGACGGAUUUUACUGUAGCGAUGGAGACAGGGGCAGCUGCAUAUAUGCUGAGGAACACAAAAAAUGCAGUCCCGGUGAAUACAUAAAACGGAAAGGAACAGCAAUUAAAGAUACUGUAUGUGCACUGUGUGCAGAUGGUACAUACUCCGAUGGUUUCUUUCAAAUUUGUAAACAACAUACAAAAUGUGAAGAUUUGGGACUUACAGAAAUAGCACAGGGAACACAUACUUUUGAUGCUGUUUGUAGGAGACGCAUUCCAGCAGUUCUAAUAGCUGAUAUCAUAACGUAUGUGGUGCCUAUAUGUUUGACUGCUUUUGGACUUGCUGUACUUUGUGUAAGGAAUACAUGGAUAUUGAACCUAAGACGUGGUGCUGGACAACUAGCAGUUUAACCCUCCUGCAGACCUUGUCUGAAUUCCUAUGCAAAUUAGGAGCGCUGAGUCAAGAUGACCUUGUCUGUUUUGACUGCUUAUAAAAAACGAAGUAUAUAUGAUAGCCUUUUUUUCACCUUUU
This is a messenger RNA of Tachysurus fulvidraco (yellow catfish), 1557 nucleotides long. Its product is annotated as tumor necrosis factor receptor superfamily member 14-like. Gene Ontology annotation, molecular function: transmembrane signaling receptor activity; protein binding. Bases 729 to 1436 code for a protein of 235 amino acids. Gene Ontology annotation, biological process: positive regulation of T cell migration; negative regulation of alpha-beta T cell proliferation; defense response to Gram-positive bacterium. The record is from RefSeq and is a predicted model, not a curated record. The transcript is spliced from 7 exons. Gene Ontology annotation, cellular component: membrane; external side of plasma membrane. NCBI's taxonomy places the organism in Eukaryota, Metazoa, Chordata, Actinopteri, Siluriformes, Bagridae.